Molecule: messenger RNA, 2910 nt
Organism: Triticum urartu
Lineage: Eukaryota; Viridiplantae; Streptophyta; Magnoliopsida; Poales; Poaceae
Product: putative AMP deaminase
Biological process (GO): AMP metabolic process; IMP salvage
Cellular component (GO): cytosol
Molecular function (GO): AMP deaminase activity
Source: RefSeq, a predicted model, not a curated record
GGCUCCUCUCACAUCACCGUCGCCCGCCCCCGACCCCCCGCCCCGCCUCGCCGCCAUGGAGCCCUCCCCGUCCUACGCGCUGCACCUGGCCGUCGCGGCGCUCGUCGGCGCCUCCUUCGCCGCCGCGUCCGCCUACUACAUGCACCGCAAGACCCUCGACCAGCUGCUCCGCUUCGCCCGCUCCCUCGACCGCGACCACCGCCGCCGCGCCCGCCUCCUCCCCGACGGCGCCGAGGACAGCGACCCCGACCGGGAGGACGUGGAGGAGGAGGAAUACGGCGGCGGCCCUCCCCCGCACCGGGACCACGAUCGCCGCACCCUCCCCAUCCCGCCGGGGCUCCCGCCGCUCCACACCGGCCGAGAGGGCAAGCCCACUAUAUCUCCAGCUGCGAACAAAAGAGUUGGGUCUCUGGUUAGGCCAACGACACCGAAAUCCUCUGUUCCUGCAGUCAGCACAUUUGAGAGCAUCGAAGAUUCAGAUGAGGAUGUUGAUCUUGAGCCGGAUUCCAAAAAUGAAGAUGCUGUUUACGUUGGCACAAAUGGGGCUAUUGGAUCAGACCCGGUUCCUGUUAAAGCGGAUCAGAAUGGGGACAUACCAUCAACGAGCAUGAUUAGAUCUCACAGUGCAACUGGCAGUCUCCAUGGGAUCCAGCUAAAUCCAGUAGCAGCUGAUAUACUUCGAAAGGAACCUGAGCAUGAAACUUUCAGUAGGAUCAAUAUUACAGCUGUUGAAACUCCUUCUCAUGAUGAAAUUGAAGCGUACAAAGUUCUUCAAAAAUGUCUUGAGCUACGAGAGAAGUACAUCUUCAGAGAAGAAGUUGCUCCAUGGGAGAAGGAAAUAAUAACUGAUCCUAGUACCCCCAAACCUAACCCAAACCCGUUCAACUAUGAACAUCAGACCAAAACUGAACAUCACUUUGAAAUGGUUGAUGGUGUUGUUCAUCUGUACCCCAGUAAAGAUUCUAAAGAAAGACUGUAUCCUGUUGCUGAUGCUACCACCUUCUUUACUGAUAUGCAUUAUAUCCUUCGUGUAUUGGCGGCUGGGGAUAUCCGAACCGUCUGUCAUCACCGUUUAAAUCUUCUAGAGCAAAAAUUUAAUCUUCAUUUGAUGGUCAAUGCCGAUAGAGAGCUGCUUGCCCAGAAAGCUGCACCACACAGGGACUUCUACAAUGUCAGGAAGGUUGAUACUCAUGUUCAUCACUCUGCAUGCAUGAACCAGAAGCAUCUUUUGAGGUUUAUUAAGUCAAAAUUGAAGAAAGAACCAGAUGAGGUUGUGAUUUUUAGAGAUGGGACCUAUUUGACUCUUAAGGAGGUGUUCGAGAGUUUGGACUUGACUGGGUAUGACCUCAAUGUUGAUCUCUUGGACGUGCAUGCUGAUAAGAGUACAUUUCACCGUUUUGACAAGUUCAAUCUGAAAUAUAAUCCAUGUGGCCAGUCUCGCCUCAGGGAGAUCUUUCUUAAGCAGGACAACCUUAUUCAAGGUCGCUUCCUCGCUGAAUUAACUAAAGAAGUGUUUGCUGACCUUGAAGCAAGCAAAUAUCAGAUGGCUGAGUAUCGAAUAUCUAUUUAUGGGAGAAAGAAAAGUGAGUGGGAUCAGAUGGCAAGUUGGAUAGUGAAUAACGAAUUGUACAGCGAGAAUGUUGUUUGGUUAAUCCAGAUUCCUCGGAUUUACAAUGUAUACAGGGAGAUGGGCACGAUUAAUUCAUUCCAGAACCUCCUUGACAACAUUUUUCUUCCACUUUUUGAAGUAACUGUUGAUCCUUCUUCACAUCCUCAGCUGCACGUUUUCUUAGAACAGGUUGUUGGUUUAGAUUUGGUGGAUGAUGAAAGCAAACCAGAAAGGCGCCCAACAAAACACAUGCCGACUCCUGAGCAAUGGACUAAUGUUUUCAAUCCAGCCUAUGCAUAUUAUGUAUACUAUUGCUAUGCUAACCUCUACACACUGAACAAGCUUCGUGACUCCAAGGGCAUGACAACAAUCAAACUUCGUCCACACUGUGGAGAGGCUGGCGAUAUUGAUCAUCUUGCUGCAGCAUUUCUCACUUCUCACAAUAUUGCUCACGGGGUGAAUCUAAAGAAGUCCCCUGUCCUCCAGUACUUGUAUUAUCUUGCUCAGAUUGGUCUUGCAAUGUCUCCUUUGAGCAACAACUCGUUGUUUAUUGACUACCACCGGAACCCGUUCCCAACAUUUUUCUUAAGAGGCCUGAAUGUUUCUCUCUCAACUGACGACCCUUUACAAAUUCACCUAACAAAAGAACCUUUGGUUGAAGAAUACAGUGUUGCUGCUUCGCUGUGGAAGCUUAGCUCUUGUGACUUGUGUGAAAUAGCCAGGAAUUCUGUGUACCAGUCUGGUUUCUCUCAUAGGCUGAAGUCACACUGGAUUGGUAGAAACUACUAUAAAAGAGGUCCCGACGGCAAUGACAUCCACCAGACAAAUGUUCCUCACAUUAGGAUUGAAUUCCGACACAACAUUUGGAAAGACGAGAUGGAGCUGAUACAUUUUGGAAAUGUUAAGCUACCAGAAGAAACUGAUAGAUGAAGAUCUUGCGGCAGUUUUGAAAGCCCUGCACUUCAGGCAUUGCAUCCGGUUUUCUGGCUUUCGGAGAAGAAGCAACCCUGUGCUGGUCUGUGAAAGAGAAGAAAAGUGCCCAAGUACCUUUUCGAUGAGUCUUUUACUCCUGUUGCUUGUAUAGGCAAAUAUUAGCAUGGAAGGAUAAGGAGAAGACACUCUAGGAUUUCAGUGGAAUAUACUGCAUCAGGCGUAUCGUUGCUCACUCGGUACAUUAGUUAGUGACCUUCCUUGGAAUAAAAUUGUAUCUUUUGCUUUCAUUAUGCAGACAUUUUGCAGCGUGUUAAAUCUGAUAUUUAUUUGUGUCGGCUCGGUCAUUUAUAUCCUAAUAUUCGACAUCA